AUGAAAUCCUUGAUCUGUGCGAAACCUGCUACAGCAGAGCAGCAGGCUCGUGCGUGGGAUUGUGUUAACGCUCCCUGCAUCCGCUUGGAGGGACCCAGGUUUCGGUUGGAUGGUUGGAGAUGGUUUCCCACAUGCAGGACGUGUGCCCUUUUCGUCCCUUUACCCCCUUUGCCUCAACGAGCUUCUGAUGGUGUUCAGGUGUUUGUGAAGGUCCGCUCUGCGAACCUUGCGGGUUUGCAAGCUGCACUGGAGCAUCGAAAUGAUGGCCGAGAGCGAGGGCCAUACCGCUUUGUGUGCAACAUUAAGGUCGGGCCAGUGGCAGCCAUGCGAGCUGGCAAGCUGCGAAGCAAGCACACCCAGCCUUCGACCAAUGGAGGCUUCAGGCCAGAAUGGGGCACCCCCCACUGCAACAAGCAUAAUGUUGCACAAGCAGAAGAGUUCGACUUGGCUUUGUGCGCGAAGGUCUGCAAGGCACAGUCGGAGCUUCUGGCGGUUGCAGAGAUGGAGAUACCACCUGGAAGGCAUGCGCAUCGGCUACUGCUGUUUCCUACUGUGGAUGGAAUCCCUGACACCGCACGGGGGCCGCUGAUCUUGCUUCUAGAGACCAUGAUGGUGGAAGCUCACCUUGGUAUUGCCUGCACCUCAUGCAAGACUUCUCCGAUCCGCGGGACCAGAUUCAAAUGCAGCGUUUGCGCCAAGAUUAAUCUGUGUUUGGACUGUUACGCCUUGAGGGCCACCGUUCACCCGGAUCAUGAGUUCCUGCGCAUUGAAACUGCGGACUACUUGGAACCAUCUCGUUCGACAUCUGUCAGGUCGAACCUCUCGGUCGCAGACUCUGGCCGGCAUUUGCUGCAAGAGGCGCUGGUCGAGCGAGAGCUAGCCAGCCAGGACCUAAUAGUGGAGCUUCGUCGGAGCCAAGCCCGUGAGGAUGUAUCAGACUCUUUGGGCCUCUGCUGUGCCCCAGAUGAGGAUGACCCAAGUGACCCAAGCGGCCCAAGCGUGCUUCUCAUAGAGGACAUUUUGCCAGGUUCACCAGCAGCAGAGUGGAACAACCGGCAAGACACAUCCCAGCCUUGGGGCACGUUUAUGCUGAUCGGCGACGAGAUCAAGGAGAUCAACGGCAAGACUGGUUCUGACGACAUGCUGGCAGAGCUUACUGGGGCGAGCCGGGCUGUCCUGCACAUCACGCGUCCCUCUCGCCGGGCACGUGCCGUGCUUGAAGCCACUGCAGGAGAUGCUGCUGCAGCCGGAGACAUUCUGCUUGGUGACGAUGCUGCAACGGCCCUCCACCUGAACAGCAAGGAAGAGGUUUGUGCUAUUUGCACAGACGCUCGCAGACGUGGGGGAGCACUGAGACUGCGGCCCUGCGGUCAUGGAUGGUUCUGCCGUGGUUGCAUCCAGCAAUGGGCGGCCGUUCAGAUGAGCGAGGGCAGAAGCUCUAUCACUUGUCCGAUUCCGGAGUGCCGGCUCUUGAUUGGUCAUCGGCAGCUGCGGGCCGUCCUCUCCAUUGCGGACUUUGGCCGCUUCGUUCGAAGAUCUGUGGAAAACCUUUGCCUCGCAGAUCCGUCUUUCAUCGCCUGCCCGACACCAGAUUGUCCAUACCGUGCUUGGGUUGGAGACGAGGAUCGACCAAGACUCAUCUGCGAGGUCUGCUUUAUGGAGUCCUGUGUCCGCUGCGGGGCCUCCCCGUUUCACCACGGCCUAAGCUGCGAGGAGGAGGCCCGCCGUACUGCUCUCUUGAUGGAUGGCUGCCAGCGUGUUGCACCUCGUAUCGAGGAGUGCCUGCGGCAAGCUUUGUUUCGCAGCUGCCCUGGCUGCAACAUGCCCAUCGAGCGUGCAAACGCUUGUUACAACAUACCCUCUUCAAGUGCAGUGCAGCACCUGAAUGGCAGCGACCUGUUUCUGGAGUUCCGUGCGGCGUACCUGCUGGCACAG
Molecule: messenger RNA, 1935 nt
Organism: Symbiodinium natans
Lineage: Eukaryota; Dinophyceae; Suessiales; Symbiodiniaceae
Source: the annotation of a GenBank genome assembly